Molecule: messenger RNA, 4530 nt
Organism: Mizuhopecten yessoensis (Yesso scallop)
Lineage: Eukaryota; Metazoa; Mollusca; Bivalvia; Pectinida; Pectinidae
Product: mucin-5AC-like
Exons: 3
Coding region: 1-4530 (1509 amino acids)
Source: RefSeq, a predicted model, not a curated record
AUGUUUGAAAUCCCUAGCUAUUCCUAUAACAUACCAAGUCAAGCACCAACUGUACAAUACACAAAAACACAAGCACCAACUCAAGCAUCAACUCCACCACCAGCACCAACUACUUUACCACAAACACCAGCUCAACCACAAGCUUCAACUCAGGCACCAACUCCGCCAUCAGCACCAAGUCAAGCACCAACUGGACCAUACACAAAAACUCAAGCACCACAUCAUCAGCACCAAGUCAGGCACCAACUGUACCAUACACAAAAACCCAAGCCCCAACUCACCAUCAGCACUAAGUCCAGCACCAAAUGUACCAAACACAAAAACCCAAGCACCAACUCCACCAUCAACACAAAGUCAAGCACCAACUGUACCAAACACAAAAACCCAAGCACCAACUCCACCAUCAACACAAAGUCAAGCACCAACUGUACCAUACACAAAAGCUCAGGCACCAACUCCACCAUCAGCAGCAAGUCAAGGACCAACUGUACCAUACACAAAAACUCUAGCACCAACUCCACCAUCAGCAGCAAGUCAAGGACCAACUGUACCAUACACAAAACCUCAAGCACCAACUCACCAUCAGCACCAAGUCCAGCACCAACUGUACCAUACACUGUACAAUACACAAAAACACAAGCACCAACUCAACCAUCAGCACCAAAUCCAGCACCAACUGUACCAUACACAAAAACUCAGGCACCCACUCCACCAUCAGCACCAAGUCAGGCACCACCUGUACCAUACACAAAAACUCUAGCACCAACUCCACCAUCAGCAGCAAGUCAAGGACCAACUGUACGAAACGCAAAGACUCAGGCACCAACUUCACCAUCAACACCAAGUCCAGGACCAACUGUACCAUACACAAAAACCCAAGCACCAACCCCACCAUCAACACCAAGUCAAGCACCAAUUGUACCAUACACAAAAACUCAAGCUCCAACUCCACCAUCAGCACCAACUACUUUACCACAACCACCAGCUCAACCACAAGCUUCAACUCUGGCACCAACUCCGCCAUCAGCACCAAGUCAAGCACCAUCUUGUACAAUACACAAAAACACAAGCACCAACUCAACCAUCAGCACCAAAUCCAGCACCAACUGUACCAUACACAAAAACCCAAGCACCAACUCCACCAUCAACACCAAGUCCAGCAACAACUGUACCAUACACAAAAACUCUAGCACCAACUCCACCAUCAGCACGAAGUCAAGCACCAACUGUACAAUGCACAAAAACUCAAGCACCAACUUCACCAUCAACACCAAGUCAAGCCCCAACUGUACCAAACACAAAAACUCAAGCACCAACAUACACAAAAACACAAGCCCCAACUCAAGCAUCAACUCCACCACCAGCACCAAGUCAAGCACCAACGGUACCAUACACAAAAACUCAGGCACCCACUCCACCAUCAGCACCAAGUCCAGCACCAACUGUACCAUACACUGUACAAUACACAAAAACACAAGCACCAACACAAGCAUCAACUCCACCACCAGCACCAACACUAAGUCCAGCACCAACUGUACCAAACACAAAAACUCAAGCACCAACUCCACCAUCAACACCAAGUCAAGCACCAACUGUACCAUACACAAAAACUCAAGCACCAACUCCACCAUCAGCACCAAGUCAAGCACCAACUGUACCAUACACAAAAACUCAGGCACCAACUCCACCAUCAGCACCAAGUCAAGCACCAACUGUACCAUACACAAAAACUCAAGCACCAACUCCACCAUCAGCACCAAGUCAAGCACCAACUGUACCAUACACAAAAACUCAAGCACCAACUCCACCAUCAGCACCAAGUCAAGCACCAACUGUACCAUACACAAAAACUCAAGCACCAACUCCACCAUCAGCACCAAGUCAAGCACCAACUGUACCAUACACAAAAACUCAAGCACCAACUCCACCAUCAGCACCAAGUCAAGCACCAACUGUACCAUACACAAAAACUCAAGCACCAACUCCACCAUCAGCACCAAGUCAAGCACCAACUGUACCAUACACAAAAACUCAAGCACCAACUCCACCAUCAGCACCAAGUCAAGCACCAACUGUACCAUACACAAAAACUCAAGCACCAACUCCACCAUCAGCACCAAGUCAAGCACCAACUGUACCAUACACAAAAACUCAAGCACCAACUCCACCAUCAGCACCAAGUCAAGCACCAACUGUACCAUACACAAAAACUCAAGCACCAACUCCACCAUCAGCACCAAGUCAAGCACCAACUGUACCAUACACAAAAACUCAAGCACCAACUCCACCAUCAGCACCAAGUCAAGCACCAACUGUACCAUACACAAAAACUCAAGCACCAACUCCACCAUCAGCACCAAGUCAAGCACCAACUGUACCAUACACAAAAACUCAAGCACCAACUCCACCAUCAGCACCAAGUCAAGCACCAACUGUACCAUACACAAAAACUCAAGCACCAACUCCACCAUCAGCACCAAGUCAAGCACCAACUGUACCAUACACAAAAACUCAAGCACCAACUCCACCAUCAGCACCAAGUCAAGCACCAACUGUACCAUACACAAAAACUCAAGCACCAACUCCACCAUCAGCACCAAGUCAAGCACCAACUGUACCAUACACAAAAACUCAAGCACCAACUCCACCAUCAGCACCAAGUCAAGCACCAACUGUACCAUACACAAAAACUCAAGCACCAACUCCACCAUCAGCACCAAGUCAAGCACCAACUGUACCAUACACAAAAACUCAAGCACCAACUCCACCAUCAGCACCAAGUCAAGCACCAACUGUACCAUACACAAAAACUCAAGCACCAACUCCACCAUCAGCACCAAGUCAAGCACCAACUGUACCAUACACAAAAACUCAAGCACCAACUCCACCAUCAGCACCAAGUCAAGCACCAACUGUACCAUACACAAAAACUCAAGCACCAACUCCACCAUCAGCACCAAGUCAAGCACCAACUGUACCAUACACAAAAACUCAAGCACCAACUCCACCAUCAGCACCAAGUCAAGCACCAACUGUACCAUACACAAAAACUCAAGCACCAACUCCACCAUCAGCACCAAGUCAAGCACCAACUGUACCAUACACAAAAACUCAAGCACCAACUCCACCAUCAGCACCAAGUCAAGCACCAACUGUACCAUACACAAAAACUCAAGCACCAACUCCACCAUCAGCACCAAGUCAAGCACCAACUGUACCAUACACAAAAACUCAAGCACCAACUCCACCAUCAGCACCAAGUCAAGCACCAACUGUACCAUACACAAAAACUCAAGCACCAACUCCACCAUCAGCACCAAGUCCAGCACCAACUGUACCAAACACAAAAACUCAAGCACCAACUCAACCAUCAGCACCAAGUCAAGCACCAACUGUACCAUACACAAAAACUCAAGCACCAAUUCCACCAUCAGCACCAAGUCAAGCACCAACUGUCCCAUACACAAAAACUCAGGCACCAACUCCACCAUCAACACCAAGUCAAGCACCAACGGUACCAUACACAAAAACUCAGGCACCAACUCCACCAUCAACACCAAGUCAAGCACCAACUGUACCAUACACAAAACCUCAAGCACCAACUCCACCAUCAGCACCAAGUUACGCACCAACUGUACCAUACACAAAAACUCAAGCACCAACUCCACCAUCAGCACUAAGUCCAUCACCAACUGUAACAAACACAAAAACUCAAGCACCAACUCCACCAUCAGCACCAAGUCCAGCACCAACUGUACCAUACACAAAAACUCAAGCACCAAUUCCACCAUCAGCACCAAGUCAAGCACCAACUGUCCCAUACACAAAAACUCAAGCACCAACUCCUCCAUCAACACCAAGUCAAGCACCAACUGUACCAUACACAAAAACUCAGGCACCAACUCCACCAUCAGCACCAAGUCAAGCACCAACUGUACAAUACACAAAAACUCAGGCACCAACUCCCCCAUCAGCACCAAGUCCAGCACCAACUGUACCAUACACAAUAACUCAAGCACCAACUCCACCAUCAGCACUAAGUCCAUCACCAACUGUAACAAACACAAAAACUCAAGCACCAACUCCACCAUCAGCACCAAGUCCAGCACCAACUACUUUACCAUAAGCACCAACUCUUACACACACACACACAAACAAGCACCAACAAUGCCACAGGCACCAGCUAACACAUACAUACCAUCUGUAUCCCCGAAACCUUCUAUUUGGAAUAACUGCCAUAUUUUGAAGAUACGUUCUAUAAAAUGCAGAAGAGGCAGGCCAAAAGGAUCUACAAAACCAUUUUGGGAAUUUUCAAGCAAAAUAAAGAAAAGUGUCAAACGAAAAAAUGCUGAAGGUAGCAACUUCAUCAAUAAAAAGCACAUUAUAAAUAUGAAAGAAAAUAUUCUUAAGCAAGAUGCACUUCCAACUACCAAACAUUCUCUUUGGGUCAGCAAUGAUAUCUAUAGGCUCUAUGAUGAUUUCGCUGUAAAAUACAUCGUUGUAAGCUUUUUAGCUUUGGAGAUGUCUUGA